This is a messenger RNA of Mesorhabditis belari, 213 nucleotides long. NCBI's taxonomy places the organism in Eukaryota, Metazoa, Nematoda, Chromadorea, Rhabditida, Rhabditidae. The record is from the annotation of a GenBank genome assembly.
AUGGGUUGUUGUUGCUGUGGAAAAGGCGGAUUGUUAUUCUUGGUGCUUUUGGCAGCUGUUGGAGUCUAUCUAUGGACACAGCCAAAACAAAAGAUUGAAAUUUCCGCAAAUGGAUGGUAUGGAAAGGGAAAAAUGGGGAAAGACGAUGAAACGAUAAAAGCAUUCAAAAUAAAUGUGCCUGAAGAAAAACUCUCCUCAUUUCUACUUUGGAGU